AUGAAUAUGUCUUACAAUUUGUUUUUUUUCUUUUUUAUUCUUGUAAUAAAAUACGUUAACACAAGUGUUACUAAUGAUACAACUUGUAAAAAUGGUUUUUUAAUUCAAAUGAGUGAUCAUUAUGAAUGUAAAUGCAAUUCUGGAUUUGCAUUAACAUCUGAAGAUACCUGUGAACAAAUAGAAUCAUGUGUAGAAGGUUCUUUAAAUAAGCCUUGUGGCAAUUUCUCUAAGUGUGCUAAAGAAGAUGGUGGCUCAAAUGCAUUUAAAUGUGCAUGUGAUUCUGGAUAUGAAUUGAAGGGAUCCGAUUGCAUUCCAAAGGAAUGUGUAGACAUUGAUUGUGAAAAUGGAAAAUGCAUACUAGACCCAAAACAAGACAAUAAAAUUCCAAUUUGCUCAUGUAAAAUAGGCAAUAUUCCAGAUCCAGGAUACGAAAACAAGUGUACAAAAAAAGGAGAAACUUCAUGUACAUUAAAAUGCGAUAAAGAAAAUGAAAUUUGCAAAAAUGUAGAAGGUAUUUAUAAGUGUGAUUGCAAGGAUGGUUUUUCACUUGAUAAGGAAAAAAAUGUUUGUUCUUUUUCACUGUUCAAUAUUUUAAACUUAGGCAUAAUUUUCAUCAUAUCCUUAAUAUAUAUUUAUAUCAUCUGA
Molecule: messenger RNA, 645 nt
Organism: Plasmodium relictum
Lineage: Eukaryota; Apicomplexa; Aconoidasida; Haemosporida; Plasmodiidae
Product: 25 kDa ookinete surface antigen precursor, putative
Exons: 1
Coding region: 1-645 (214 amino acids)
Cellular component (GO): membrane; cell surface
Source: RefSeq, a predicted model, not a curated record